AUGCACAAGCGCUCCAAAUCUUGCGAGCCGUACAGCAAGAUGGAGGAGCACGCCGGGUGCAGCAGUGGCGCGACGUCGUGCGACGACUCCGCCACCGCCGCCGGCAGGGCGCCGUCCUCGGCGGCCGUGGCGCAGUGCUCCACGGUGACGGUGUACCUCGCCAAGAUCAGCGGCGCCCCGCGCCUCGUCACCGCCGUCUGGAACAAGAACCUCAUCAACCAGUCCUUCACCGUCUCCAUCGACCGGCCCGACGACGACGACGGGGCGGCGUCCCACAAGGUGGAGCUGAAGCCGUGGCCGUUCUGGAGCAAGAAGGGCAGCAAGGCGCUCGACGUCGGCGGCGGCGACCGCGUCGACAUGUUCUGGGACCUCCGGAGCGCCAAGUUCGCGGCUUGCAGCAGCCCGGAGCCCGCCGGCGGCUACUACGUCGCGCUGGUGAGCAACGACGAGGUCGUCCUCCUGCUCGGCGACUCCAAGAAGGACGCGUACAAGCGGACCAAGGCCCGGCCGUCGCUUGAGGACCCCGUGCUGGUGUGCCGCCGGGAGAGCGUGUUCGGCCGCCGCAGCUUCUCCGCGCGCGCGCGGCUCGACGCCAGGAGGAGCAAGGAGCACGACAUCGUCAUCGAGUGCUCGCCCGCCGCCGGUACCAUCAGGGACCCGGAGAUGUGGGUCACGGUGGACGGCUUCGUGCUGCUGCACGUCAAGAACCUGCAGUGGAAGUUCCGGGGCAACGAGACGGUGCUCGUCGACCAGGCGCCGGUGCAGGUAAUCUGGGACGUGCACGACUGGCUCUUCGCCGGACCGGGCUCGCAGGCAGCCUUCGUCUUCAAGCCCGGCGUGCCACCGGAGAUCCAAGAGGACAGCGGAGGGAAUGGCAUCCAGAGUGAAGGGACUGACUUCUGUUUCUUCCUUCAGGCAUGGAGGACGGAAUGA
Messenger RNA from Panicum hallii, 933 nucleotides. RefSeq lists its product as uncharacterized. The transcript has a single exon. Bases 1 to 933 code for a protein of 310 amino acids. Lineage: Eukaryota; Viridiplantae; Streptophyta; Magnoliopsida; Poales; Poaceae. The record is from RefSeq and is a predicted model, not a curated record.